UUUUUGUUUGUGCUCAUUCGGUUAUCGUCAACACCAAAAUAUUCUACUGAAUAGUGUGAAAAAACAAACACAUACCAUAUAUAUAAAAAAACAAGGUGGUGGUGGUGGUGGUGGGUGCUCUUUUUGAAACUGUUGGGGGCCAAAACCAAAAAGCCAUAGCCAUAGCCAUGUCCAGGGCUCGAGUCUACGCAGACAUCAAUGUUCAUCGCCCUAGAGAUUACUGGGACUACGAGUCUCUCACCGUUCAAUGGGGUGAACAAGAUGACUAUGAGGUUGUUCGGAAAAUUGGAAGGGGAAAAUACAGUGAAGUGUUUGAGGGUAUAAAUGUUACCAACAAUGAGAAAUGCGUUAUCAAGAUCCUUAAACCUGUCAAGAAAAAGAAGAUAAAGAGGGAGAUUAAAAUCCUACAGAAUCUUUGUGGAGGCCCAAAUAUUGUGAAGCUGCUUGAUAUUGUUAGAGAUCAGCAUUCAAAGACUCCUAGCUUGAUCUUUGAAUGUGUGAACAGUACAGAUUUCAAAGUUCUGUACCCCACGCUGACUGAUUAUGACAUACGUUAUUAUAUAUACGAGCUUCUCAAGGCAUUGGAUUAUUGCCAUUCGCAAGGCAUUAUGCAUCGAGAUGUCAAGCCUCACAAUGUAAUGAUUGACCAUGAGUUGCGAAAACUUCGCUUGAUUGAUUGGGGUCUUGCUGAAUUCUACCAUCCUAGUAAAGAAUACAAUGUUCGAGUAGCUUCAAGGUAUUUUAAGGGGCCUGAACUACUUGUUGACUUACAAGACUAUGACUAUUCAUUGGACAUGUGGAGCCUGGGCUGUAUGUUUGCAGGAAUGAUUUUUCGGAAGGAGCCAUUCUUUUAUGGUCAUGACAAUCAUGACCAGCUUGUCAAAAUUGCCAAGGUUCUUGGGACAGAUGAGUUGAAUGCGUAUCUUAACAAAUAUCAACUAGUGCUUGAUGCACAGCUUGAUGCUCUUGUUGGGAGGCACAGCAGGAAGCCAUGGUCCAGGUUUAUUAAUACAGAUAAUCAGCAUCUAGUCUCCCCAGAGGCCAUUGAUUUCCUAGAUAAGCUCCUUCGGUAUGAUCACCAAGAUAGGCUUACAGCGAAAGAAGCAAUGGCUCAUCCAUAUUUCCUCCAGGUGAGAAGUGCAGAGAACAGCAGGAUGCGGACACAGUAAUUGUAGCCUCAUAUUGAGUUCCUUUUUAAGCAGACUCGUAUUCCAUUCUGGCCAUUUGUAUGUGUUUUAGCUCGUGUAUGGUUUAUAACAUGACAAAUACCUCACUAGAUUAGGUGAUUGGUCAGGCACAGAUAUCUUGUUUGCUGGUAUUCUUUAACUUGAACUUUUGACUGUAUAUUGUACUCUUAGCUCAUAAUUUUUUGUAUGAAGUUUCCACGACUUUGGAUA
Quercus robur (English oak) is the source of this 1397-nucleotide messenger RNA. RefSeq names its product casein kinase II subunit alpha-2-like. Gene Ontology annotation, biological process: protein phosphorylation. The transcript is spliced from 10 exons. Lineage: Eukaryota; Viridiplantae; Streptophyta; Magnoliopsida; Fagales; Fagaceae. The record is from RefSeq and is a predicted model, not a curated record. Gene Ontology annotation, cellular component: cytosol; nucleus; protein kinase CK2 complex. Gene Ontology annotation, molecular function: protein serine/threonine kinase activity; ATP binding. Bases 168 to 1169 code for a protein of 333 amino acids.